Messenger RNA from Girardinichthys multiradiatus, 768 nucleotides. RefSeq lists its product as uncharacterized. The transcript has 4 exons. The coding region runs from base 3 to 623 and encodes 206 amino acids. Lineage: Eukaryota; Metazoa; Chordata; Actinopteri; Cyprinodontiformes; Goodeidae. The record is from RefSeq and is a predicted model, not a curated record.
AGAUGAAGGUGUCCUGUCUCUCUGAAGGAGGGGACAGUCCUCAGUAUAGCUGGACUCUGAAUGGACACAUACUGACAGACUCUGAACUCUUCUCUAGAAACAAUGAUGCUAAUGUCAUCCUUCUGAGACAGAACAUCUCAGGACAUCUGGUCUGCUCAGCCAGAAACCAAGUCAGUUCGUUCUUCAAAGAAAUACAGAUAUCGACAUGUGGCUUCAUAUUUAUAAACUGUUUAACUAUGAAUGGGACCCAAAUAUCUAAGUGGGUGUUGAAAGAAAAUAACAGCCUGUGUGUUGAAUCAACGACCACUUCAUCAGGGAUGCCCAUAAUUAAGAUUAUUAUGGAAAUGUGGCCUAUAAUAGCGGGUGCAUUUGGAGGUCUGCUAAUUAUCCUGGUCAUCAGCUUAGUUAUCAUCUGUGUCAAGAGGAAGAAACAACACAACAAAUUGGAGGAAGAGUAUGUAGAGCUGGAACAUGCUGACACGAGGACAAGUAGAAGGCAAGAGGAGCAACAGGGAGAGAUCCAAGAGGAGUACAGCCAAGUGAAAAAGAAACCUCGGCAUUCUGAUGUCAAGUUGCACUUACAUAAGGAUGGAGUGUAUGCAAAUGUCCACAAAAACCCUUGAUCAGAUGUGUUGAGGUAGUCUACAGAGGCUGACUAUACUGAAAUCAAGAAGAAUUAAUACCCAAAUAUUUUAGUUUUCUCCACUUUCAGUUAUACCAUAUUAUUAAAUAGUUUAGUCUUUAGGAUUUGUGGUUUUAAACAAUUAU